AUAAAUGCAAUAGCAAAAGCUAGAAAAAAGACUAUCGACUUCCUUCAAAAGUGAACACACAGGUCAAUGCCGCAAGCGUCAACUAAUUGCAAGGACUGUCCAGAUGCGCGCUUGUGUGUGAAUAUUCCAAAGUUCACGAGGUCCUUCUGCGUCUCAAAGCUGCAUCAUGUAUUCGCACUUGUCAGUACUGCGAAAAUAACUAUAUCUCAGCUGAAAGUCUAGAUCGAUUUAGUGGACGACUUUCUAGGGGGAAUUCACACUGUUAAGUGCUCCACUGUGCUGCCGAAAUUGUAGUUUACCGUUCUGUAUAGAUCGCUGACGUCUCAAGCGCGCAUUUAUCGGAAUUCAUCCGUACCAUUUAUAGAAUUCCAGUUGGAAGCAGCUCACACGUCAUGUGUCUAAUUUUGAGGAUUCUGGACUUAGUGGCAAUUUAGGUUUAAAGGAAUUAAAUGGUGACAUGUUUUACCACUGCUAUGAAUGUUGGAAAAUCAUACUUGGUCUCCAAUUUUAAAACUUGUACGUUGUUCAUUUAAGGUAAAUAUUAAUACUUGUAUCGGAAAAGUGUCCAAAAGAAAAUAGAAUAAUGACUGAUUAAUAGCGUUAAGAGAAUUACGUAAGGAACAUUUAUUUCCGUGUUGUACAAAAAGCCUAUUCAAAAGGCGGACGCAAUGACGUCAAGCACGGCUCAAUCUCCGCUCAACAACGAUUUCCCGACAAUCUUACAACUGAAGGCGGCGAUACCCAGACGCCUGUUCGAGUCAAGAGCGUCAACGUCACUGUAUUACGUUGCCAAGGACUUCGCCGUGAUAGGCGCGUUAAUCGCCGGCGCUCGCCUUCUGGAGUUCGGCCUUCCCGCAUACCUGCAGGCGCUUCUUCUUCCCGUGUACUGGUACGUUCAGGGAACCAUGCUCAUGGCGUUGUUCGUGUUAGGCCACGACUGCGGUCACGGCUCGUUCUCGCGCUACGAAUUGCUCAAUGACUGCAUGGGGACGGUUCUCCAUACGGCCGUCCUGACGCCGUACUACCCAUGGAAGCUUUCGCAUCACAACCACCACAAACACACUGGCAACAUCGACAAAGACGAGGUGUUCUAUCCGAUUAGAACCAAGAACGAAAAUGGAAAGGACUUCCCGUUUCUGUUCGGACUUGGUUUUGGCUGGUUCGCUUAUUUAUGGCGCGGGUACCACCCGCGGAAAGUGUGUCACUUCAACCCACUGGAGGCGAUGUUUGGGAGACAUGUCAGAGGCUGCACCCUUUCCGUUCUGGCGCUGGCGGGCUGGGUGUCCUGUUUGUACUACUGCGCAUGCGUGUACGGCACGUGGGCUCUAGUAAAGUAUUACAUCGUGCCCGAGAUUGUCUUCGCCAGUUGGCUGCUCGUGGUUACAUUCCUUCAUCACAUCGAAGAGGACACGCCCUGGUACUCCGACGAGCACUGGACGUACGUGAAAGGACAGCUGAGCUCGAUUGACCGGAAGUACGGCUGGGCCCAUGACGUCAUACACAACAUAGGCACACACCAGGUCCACCACCUAUUCUCCAAGGUGCCCCACUAUCACCUGGAGGAGGCAACGAAGCAUUUUCGCGCCAAUUUCCCGAACUUGGCGCGCACUUGUGACCGACCUAUACUUUCCUCGUUAGUGCGAAUGUACCAGAAAUUUGCGGUUCAAUAUAGGAUCGGCAACGACAAGAUUAUACAUGUGUAUAAUUGAUAAAUUUCUUACACUAGUUUAGCAUAUACAUGUAUUUCCGGGUUCGUCGAAAACAACUCUUGUUUGUUGUUGCCUAUCUCGUAUUUUACAAGGUUAAUCGAAAACAACAUCUCGUUUCUUGUUGUUAAUCAGUUUUUGUAAAUCAUUGCACGUUCGAAUGUAUAGAUACUAGUACUGCACAUGUUGAAAACAAUAACACCACAAAACGAGUGUUUAUAAUUUUGGCGCAAAUAUGGUGAUUGGUUAAGUAUAAUAACCAUAAAUUCUGUCAAGUUCACCUAACGAUAUAAUUUUGAAUGUUCUGAGCAAGGUUCUUGAUCAUGGGGUCAAAAGUGUAGCUUCUAGAGUUUUAAAUUGUUGUAUAAACCCAAUGAAGGCAAACUGACCCGCCUUAUAGUUAAUAUUGUCCGAUGGACCGGAACCGUGUCUCACUCACUCGGAGAAAUGAUAUUAGAAAAAAAAAUGUUUUGUGCGACUUUUAUGAAAAUUGUCCAAAAUUAUUACAAAUUGUGUUUACAACCGUUUUCUUUAAUAUGGCCGCUUUGUUUUUAUCUCUCUGCGACCCAGUUUCAAACUUGACCUCUAGUGUCCUCAAGCUGUGUUUUUAAUUUAACCACGUGACCUUGUUUGUUUAUCCUACCUGAUCAAAAUACGAACUUGGUCUAGAUAUUAAAUGCACAAACGUUCUAACAAAAAUUAAUACGAUUCUUCAAUAAAUGUGGCAUCUGAUGACUUAGUUUUUGACACCGAGUGACCAAGUUUCCAAUCCUCCCUGUUAUUGUUCAGACAAAUGUUCUGCCAAGUUUCAAAUGAUAAAUGCGCAAUUCCAUGAGAUCAUACUGGGACAUAUUUUCUGACUAAGUAU
Molecule: messenger RNA, 2574 nt
Organism: Dreissena polymorpha
Lineage: Eukaryota; Metazoa; Mollusca; Bivalvia; Myida; Dreissenidae
Exons: 2
Coding region: 669-1709 (346 amino acids)
Biological process (GO): lipid metabolic process
Molecular function (GO): oxidoreductase activity
Source: RefSeq, a predicted model, not a curated record